Molecule: messenger RNA, 458 nt
Organism: Sardina pilchardus (European sardine)
Lineage: Eukaryota; Metazoa; Chordata; Actinopteri; Clupeiformes; Clupeidae
Product: cytochrome c oxidase assembly factor 5
Exons: 3
Coding region: 121-348 (75 amino acids)
Biological process (GO): mitochondrial respiratory chain complex IV assembly
Cellular component (GO): mitochondrion
Source: RefSeq, a predicted model, not a curated record
AGAAGAAAACACUUCCGGUUCUCUGUCAUGGUAGCUUCAAUAACAGUUGCCCCUUGUGUAAUGUUUCUACUUGGUGGAUAAAUUGCAUAUUGGCACGAACCGUUUGGGAAAAUAAAUAAAAUGCCUAAAUACUACGAGGAUAAAGAAGAUGACGGCAGGGCUUGCGCUGGAAUUAGAGAGGAUUUUAAAGCCUGUCUUCUUCAGCAUGACUGUGUCCUAAAGGAGGGGAAGAAACCCAGUGAAUGUCUGAAAGAAGGACACUGUAAGAGCUUGCAGGUCUCUUUCUUCGAGUGCAAAAGGUCGAUGAUUGACACAAGAUCUCGAUUCAGAGGCAGAAAGGGCUACUGACGCAAGAACUUGCUGUCGCCACAAUCUGAAGCAGGGUCAUGGGAAAUUGUAAAUAGUAGGCUAAAUGCCAGUGGACUGAGAUAAUAAAACUAUUAUGUUGUUUUGUAUAA